AUGGGCUUCUAUAGGAAUCUGCUGGGCUUUAUAACGCUCUUUGGUUUCCUCCAAUUAACCCAGCAGCACUGCUAUAUGAUGAAGCUUAUCGGCCUUAGAUCUUGGGACACACCCGCCUAUGGCUUGAAGAUGAAUCUCUUUGAGAAAAACAACUCCAUGUCUUCGGUGACUACGGUGCGUCAGGAUGUGGCCAUACCUCUGUGGCAUCUUGUCCUGCUUCAGCAUCCCCGAAAGAGGAACUCUGGAGUGGCUUCAUCGCGAGCUGAGCUGCCACGAACUCUCUACAAUUCCACCACCAAGACCUGUGACUUUUGGAAGUACAUACGUCAUGUCUCUGCUUGGAAUAAUGUGGCCAAGUUGAUGCUCUCGAAGGGGGCCAGCAAUAUGAGCCUGGCUUGUCCCCUCAAACAGGGCGUAUACGUGAUGAACAGGAUCCAGGUGCCGCCGGAAACGGCCAUACUGAAGUUUAUGUAUCACCCCAAUACGAUCUACACCCUGGAGGGCACUGUCUUCUCUUUGAAUCCCAAGGAUGGGGUCAGUAAGAAGGCUCUGUGUCACUACGAAGUCAAUGCCACUAUCUUUAAGUCGUGUUAG
Molecule: messenger RNA, 594 nt
Organism: Drosophila kikkawai
Lineage: Eukaryota; Metazoa; Arthropoda; Insecta; Diptera; Drosophilidae
Source: RefSeq, a predicted model, not a curated record